AUGUCAAAACGAACACUGGAAACUCUUUAUGAGGAUGAUGAGAUUUCCAUUGUUGCUCAACCUCCUCCGAUCAAGGAAAUUAAAUUAUCAUCAAAUAUUAAAACCAAAUUCCAAGAACUUCCCGACGAAUUAAUUAAAUUAAUAUUAAAUUUCAUACCGGACCAAUAUAUUAUUGCCUCCACUUGUAGAAUAUCCAAAGAAUGGUAUGAAAUCUGUUCGAAUGGUUCUCUCCAAUUCCGACUCGAUUAUUCAAUAAGAAGGAUCAAGAGAUUGGAUUUGGUAAAAUUAUGUGAUUGUCCAAUGAUGAGAAAUUUAGUUUAUUUAAAUUUGAAUAAUAAUCAAUUGCCACAACGAUAUGUUGCAAUGAUUGGAGGGAGCGAAUAUUUGACUAAUUUGGAAGAAUUGGAAUUGAACAAGUCAAAACUAAAGUUUAAAGCUGUGAGCUCCUUGGUGAAGAGCAAAUUUGCAAAAACUAUCAAAAAGAUUUCAUUUGAUAGUUUUAUAACAAUGAAUCCAGAUUUGCUAAUUAAAUGUGUUGAGGAUACUGUGGAAUCAACUGGAAAUUUGUUUUGGUAUUACUUUCUUGCUGGAUAUUUUGAGAAUGUUGAUUGCGCAGAAUUGUCAGAGGAAUAUUUGAGGAAAUCAGCAAAUCUUGGUUAUGUACAAUCACAGAUUGAGUAUGGUCUUUUAAAAGUAAAAGAUAAUCAAGAAGAAGCUCUGAUAUGGUUAAAAAAGGCAGCAGAAUUUGGAGAUUCCAAUGCUCAGAUAUAUCUUUCUGAAUUAUAUGGAAAUAGAGGAGAAAAUGAGUUAUCUUUCAAGUGGCUAUUGACAGCUGCAGAACAAGGUAAUACUAAAGCGUUCUAUAAUUUGGGGUUUUAUUAUAGAGAGGGCACUGGUGUGAAGAUGGAUUAUGAGAAGGCACUCCACUGGUUUUUGAAAGCUGAGGAACAUGGCGAUCUCAAUGCCAUUUGUGUUAUCGGUCACAUGUAUGGUAUAGGACAGGGAGUAGAAGUGAAUGAAGAAAAAUCAACAGAGCUUACCUUAAGAGCUGCCAUGCGGGGAGACUCUUCCUCGCAGUACAAUUUGGGUGUUAAAUAUUAUCAUGGCACUGGGACAGAAAGAGAUUUGGAAAAGUCAUUCAAUUGGUUUCUCAAUGCUGCUAAUGCUGACGAACCACUCGCUCAAAAAAGGGUAGGUUGCAUGUUUUCUUCAGGGGAAGGUGUUGAGCAAGAUAUAGAUCGAGCCAUGUUUUGGCUUAAAGAGGCGUGUGAUCAAGGAGAUCAUUCAUGUACCAUUCUCUUUGGAAUUAUGCACUACUUUGGAUUACAUGAUUGUGAACUAGAUUUGGAAAAAAGUAGGCAAUUUUUGGGAAAAUUAGGCACUCAAUUCGAUGACAGAUUUCUCAGUAAGGUAAAUUCAAGCUGUUGUUGCAAUGAAUGUUUUGUGGAAGAUUUUAAUGGAUUUAACUAUGAAUGUGCUAAUUUAUCAUGUGAUUUUGAUUUAUGCCAACGAUGUUACGAGAAUGGAGCUAAAUGCAACAAAUGUGGAAACUCAAAAUUUGCCAAACACCACGCUUUACAACUUUUUGUUCCUUUGCUAAAGCAGUUAAAUGAAAAACCAAAGCACACAAAAUUGGAAACAUUGAUCAAACUCCUUGAAUAA
Molecule: messenger RNA, 1662 nt
Organism: Naegleria gruberi
Lineage: Eukaryota; Heterolobosea; Eutetramitea; Acrasida; Naegleriidae
Exons: 1
Coding region: 1-1662 (553 amino acids)
Molecular function (GO): protein binding
Source: RefSeq, a predicted model, not a curated record